AUGCUACGAUUGGGUCUGCCAAGGGCACGAAUCCCGGGUAGUCGGUUUUAUGCCGUCUCCAAGGUACCGUUUUCGGCCAAAAUUGCUGCUCUAGUCGCCAAGACAGGCCCGGAACAAAUAUACGUCUACACGCCGUCCCGGCUCGUGAAACUUGGUUCCUGGACCCUUGCUGGCGUCUUUGCUGUGUAUGGGGUUUCUUUUGCCGACUGGUCGCUUUCCAGCGCUUUGGAACUGUACCAUGAGGAACGUUCUUCCGCCCCACCGGAAAGCUGGUGGAAGCAUCCUACACUGCUGCUCUUGGCCAGGACCGCAGGCUCCCUUCUGCUUUCCAUCAUACCACUUACGCUAUCGGCGCUAGCCAUCUAUGUACCUUCCAGGAUAGCCACAGGCGUCACAUAUCUUCCCAAUGGUGCAUGCCAGUUGACACGGCGGGCCAUGUUUUCUGGGAAACCAGUGUCCAGAAUCAGACCGCUCAACACAAUUGUGCGCAAUCAAAAGACAAAAGUCUAUACCGGCGUGGGUCCCCAAGGUACGGAAGACAAAGGCUCGUUCGCUUUUUUACUUACAGAUACGCAGCGACCUUCGUGGGAUCGAUUCUACGUGGUGAAUCGAUCCGGCAAGUUUUGGGGUCAGGAUGGACGGGUCUUUGACGCGCUCUUUGGCGGGGAUUCCGUGAAAAGCUUGGAACGUUUCUCAGAGGCAUCCUCUACAUCUGUCGACGACUCCAACUCUUUACAAAAGCUAAUACUAGAACAACAAGGCAGACCAAAGCUCAACGAGCACUCCAUUAAGGCCAAGGACAUUGUGAUGAAACGCAAAUGA
Messenger RNA from Lachancea nothofagi CBS 11611, 822 nucleotides. The record is from the annotation of a GenBank genome assembly. Lineage: Eukaryota; Fungi; Ascomycota; Saccharomycetes; Saccharomycetales; Saccharomycetaceae.